AUGUCCCUCACGGGCAGCAGUGACAUGGACAGCAAAUCUGGGAAGCCCGUGUCCAUGAUUUGGGGUAAGCGCUUGAGCAGCGAGCAGGACUCCUACACCUUCCAGGUGCCAGAGGAGUGGCAAGGCGAGCAGCAGCUGGCUCUGAGGACAGUCUGUCUGGGGGAGACAGUGCAGGAUGAGUUCCAUGUGGUGGAGAUUGUGCCGGCUGAGGAGGGGGCUGCUCGUACCCCAGUGCCCCUGGCCACGCUGAAGCCAUCGGUGCUGCUCAUGGUGAGUGCCCAGGUGAUGCCCGACCUGUCCUGGAACAAGGAGGGUAGUGAGGAAGAGGAGGAUACUGAGGAAGAAGAGGAGGUUACUGAGGAAGAGGAGCCAGCAGAGGAUUCCCCCGAGAGCCAAGCUGCCAAGAAGGACAACGCUGCCAAG
This is a messenger RNA of Antrostomus carolinensis (chuck-will's-widow), 423 nucleotides long. Its product is annotated as nucleoplasmin-like. Gene Ontology annotation, cellular component: cytoplasm; nucleolus; nucleoplasm. The annotation marks the transcript as partial. The transcript is spliced from 4 exons. The record is from RefSeq and is a predicted model, not a curated record. NCBI's taxonomy places the organism in Eukaryota, Metazoa, Chordata, Aves, Caprimulgiformes, Caprimulgidae. Gene Ontology annotation, molecular function: histone binding; RNA binding; chromatin binding. Gene Ontology annotation, biological process: chromatin remodeling; positive regulation of DNA replication.